Acaromyces ingoldii is the source of this 2471-nucleotide messenger RNA. RefSeq names its product general substrate transporter. Gene Ontology annotation, biological process: carbohydrate transport; transmembrane transport. Gene Ontology annotation, molecular function: carbohydrate:proton symporter activity. The record is from RefSeq and is a predicted model, not a curated record. Gene Ontology annotation, cellular component: membrane. Bases 351 to 2183 code for a protein of 610 amino acids. Lineage: Eukaryota; Fungi; Basidiomycota; Exobasidiomycetes; Exobasidiales; Cryptobasidiaceae. The transcript has 4 exons.
CUUGCACUCUUCUGCUGACCCAUCCCGCCAGCCGACAGCCAGAACCCCCGCGCUCCUGUGCUUGGACCCCCUAUACCCUAUAUAAAAGAUCCGGGUCCCCACCCUCCUCGCGACCUCCCCCUCAACCACCAUAAGACGCGUCGCUAUCGGCUCGAGGAACCCUCCGCUGAUUGUCCGUCCUUCCAUCAAGUCAGAGCCGGGGGAAAGAAGACUCUCUUGCUGAGGAAGUCUCGACGACAUCUACGCUCCAUCACUACCUACUCAGUCUCGCCUGAUCUUGCGAUCCAGGUCGAUUUACCACUGCUCCUCCUCGCAAACAUAUCCGACAACAACUACUUCUCGUCGUCAUCAUGGUCAAGCAAAUGCCCGUCCUGACGGGUUAUACCAUUCGUGGUAGAACCCUUACUUCGCUCAUUGCCCUCAUCUCUGGUGUCGGCUUCCUCCUCUUCGGCUAUGACCAGGGUGUCAUGUCUGGUCUCUUUAGCGCUGGUCAAUUCGCCAACGACUUUCCCAAGUUGGGCGAGGUCCUGCCUUUGGCGCCUGCCGACCCUCACAGCUCGCCAAAGAACCCGGAAUUCAACUCCAAUGUGCAGGGCGCCGUUACCGCUAUCUACGAAAUCGGCGCCCUCUUUGGCUCCCUGAUCGUUCUUUGGAAGGGUGAUGCGAUGGGCCGUCGCACGUCAAUCGCCAUUGGAGCCACGACAAUGACUGUUGGUGCCAUCAUCAUGGCUUCCGCCGGUGGCGCCAAUUGUGGCGCUGGCUGCAACUCGACUGCAUCCAAACUUGGUCAAUUUACUGCUGGACGUAUCAUCACGGGCGUCGGAAACGGCAUGAACACUUCGACGAUUCCUAUGUGGCAGUCUGAGCUCUCGAAGGCGCACAACCGUGGUCUUCUCGUGCUUAUCGAGGGUGCUCUCAUCUCUGCCGGUAUCAUGAUUGCUUACUGGGUUGAUUACGGCUUCUACUGGCUCGACACAUCGUCGGUUCAGUGGCGUUUCCCGAUUGCGUUCCAAUGUGCCUUUGCCAUUGUGCUCCUGAUCGGCAUUCUCUGUCUGCCGGAAAGCCCGCGUUGGCUGGUCAAGAAGGGAGAGAACGAGCAGGCUGCCAAGGUUCUUGCGCAGAUCGACAGCACCACGCCCGACGAUGUCAUGGUCCAGACCACGCUUCGUCAGCUCCAGGAGGCCAUUCAGGGAGCCGAAGAGCUUCUUGGUGACUUCAGCUACAAGGAGCUUCUCACCCACGGACGCGAGCAGAACUUCUACCGAACGGCCAUUGCCUUCACUGCCCAGGCCUUCCAGCAACUUUCAGGUAUCAACCUCAUCACGUACUACGCCACGACUGUCUUCUUGUCUAUCAUUCCCGAGCAAAAGACGGCUCGUUUGUUGACGUGCGGAAACGGAACGGAGUACUUUGCUGCCUCGCUCGUCGCCCUCUUCCUCAUCGACACGCUCGGUCGACGCAAGCUCAUGCUUUCUACCGCAUUCAUGAUGAGUGUCUCGAUGGCUAUUCUUGCUGGAACCGUUUCGGCCGUCAAUGAGUCGGCGAAACAGGGCAUCAGCGGUAUUCCCGAGUCAUACGCGGCUGCCUUCUUCCUCUACUUCUUCAACACUAUGUUCGCAUUUGGCUGGCUCGGCAUGACGUGGCUCUACCCUCCCGAGAUUACGCCCAUUCGAAUUCGUGCGCCCGCAUCGGCUAUCGCCACAUCAUCCAACUGGCUCUUCAACUUCCUCAUCGUCAUGAUCACUCCCCCCGCUUUCGCUUCGAUCGAAUACAAAACCUACAUCAUCUUCGCCGUCCUCAACAUGUCCUUCAUCCCCGUCAUCUGGGCCUUCUUCCCCGAGACGAAGCGCCGCAGUCUCGAAGAGAUGGACCUCAUUUUUGCAGAGGCCCACGACACGGGACGUUUCUUCCGGAUGAGCCGACUCAUGACUGAGGCUUGCCACCUGUCGCUGACGAAGAAGCACCUCACGUCCGAGGAGCUCGAUCUCGAGCUUGUCAAGCGAUUCGGCGAGGAGCACCUCCAGCACACGCGAAGCCGGUCGGGCGCCGCCGACGCAGUCAAGGCCGCUCCCGCUGGCGAGAAGGAAGACUUUGCCGAGAAGGCCGCCAGCGCCGAGGUUGACAACUCCCCCAAUGGCCGCGACGCCCAAUCGUCGAGAUCAGGCUCCAACUCGGAGCACUAGAGGGCGGAACAUAAUAUCAUCGCAAUCUCUCCCGAUUGAUACCUUCACAUUCUUUCGCUCUCUUUUCCUCAAUACCCUACCUCUCCCGACUAGGCCCCUCUGCAUGCCGCGGGUGACGAAAUACGUGCGCAUUGGGAAGGGUGAGGCGGGUCUACAAGAUGAGCCCUUAUUAGAUAUUCUCCUUUCCUUUGAAUAGCGACGCCUACGUCUCUCUUCUCUUGUGCAGCAACUAUCUUCCUCUGUGAAUGAAUCACGCAAAUUGAGUCAAAUACAACAGCACUCAGGAAC